This is a messenger RNA of Parus major (Great Tit), 3983 nucleotides long. It is a transcript of the gene FRMD6, whose product is annotated as FERM domain containing 6. The record is from RefSeq and is a predicted model, not a curated record. The transcript is spliced from 13 exons. Gene Ontology annotation, biological process: positive regulation of hippo signaling. Gene Ontology annotation, cellular component: cytoskeleton; cytoplasmic side of apical plasma membrane. NCBI's taxonomy places the organism in Eukaryota, Metazoa, Chordata, Aves, Passeriformes, Paridae.
GGGUCAUGGGUCUCGCUCAGCCGUGGGCCACCGUGUCCCCUCUCCCAUGGGAGCCCUUGAUGUCAGGUCACACUCACCCACAGGUGCCAUCAUCCGUGGGUCCCCUCAUUCCCGGUUUACUGCCCCCCAUGGGGUCCCCUUGUCCCUGGGCCACGCUCACCCGAAUGUCCUCAUCCCCAGCGGGUCCCCUCACCCCUGGGUCCUCUGUGACAGCUCUUUUGUGGGUCCUGGUGACCCACAGGUGCCCUCAGCCAUGGCUCCCAUCAUCUCUUGGUUCCCGUACCUGCGCUCCUCUCAUCCCUGGAUCCUCCUGCUCCUGGCUCACCUGUGGGACCCCCGGGCUGCCCUCACCCACGGCUGCCCCGCACCCCUGGAGGUGCUCGGGGUGCUCCGCCUUUCCCAGCGGGAAUGCGCAUCCCUGCCACGUUCUGGAAGCGGCGAGGAGAAAUCCGUGCAGCUCCUAAGCCGGGCUUUAUCUGCCCCGGCGCCCUCGUGGCAGCGGGGAAAUUUGGGCUGAGCUUUCCCAGGACCAUCCUUGGUGUUGCUGCGUCCUUGCCCGUGGGAGUGAGGCACAUCCCGACCCUGCCAUGCCCCUGCCCUCCCCCGCCACCUUCUCUGCCGUCUCCCAUUCCCGCUUCAUCCUCUUCCUGCUCAUGGCCAGCGCCUUUCUGGCCAUCAGGAUGUUUUUCCCUCUAAGCCAAACUCUGCUUUUCCAGAGAUGCUUCCGCGUGGCGCUGAUGGAGCUUUGCUGCUCUGCCUAAUUCUGGGCUGGUUUGUGUUGGUGUUUUUCCACAGGGCUCGCUCUCCCUCUCCGAAUCUUGGAUAGAGCUGGGAUUAAUUCGAGCUCUCUUGCCUGAAAGAGAUGUUCCGUUUAAAAUUCCCAAUCCCGAAGGCAUAUUGGAGUUUGGUUCUAGGGAUGGCACCCGCGGAGCCCGAGGCCGCCCCGGCCCGCCGCUGAGGUGCCCCCCACCAGCCACCCCGAGCCCCCUGCCCAGAGCACGAUGAACAAGCUGCCUUUCCACAACAACAGAGUCAUGCAGGACCGGCGCAGCGUGUGCAUCUUCCUCCCCAACGACGACUCCCUCAACAUCAUCAUCAACGUGAAGAUUUUGUGCCAAGAGUUACUGGUGCAGGUGUGUGACCUCCUGAGGCUGAAGGAUUGUCACCUCUUCGGGCUCAGCGUCAUCCAGAACAAUGAGCACGUGUACAUGGACCUGGCCCAGAAACUCUACAAGUACUGCCCCAAGGAGUGGAAGAAGGAGGCCAGCAAGGGGAUCGACCAGUUUGGGCCCCCGAUGAUCAUCCACUUCCGAGUGCAGUACUACGUGGAGAACGGGCGGCUCAUCAGUGACAGGACAGCUCGCUACUACUACUACUGGCACCUGAGGAAGCAGGUGCUGCACUCGCAGUGUGUGCUGAGGGAAGAGGCUUAUUUCCUGCUCACUGCCUUCGCCCUGCAAGCCGACCUGGGGGACUUCAAGAGGAACAAGCACUACGGGAAGUACUUUGAGCCCGAGGCCUAUUUCCCUGCCUGGGUGGUUGCCAAGAGGGGCAAGGAUUACAUCCUGAAGCACGUCCCCAACAUGCACAAGGACCAGUUUGCCCUGACGGCCUCGGAAGCCCAUCUCAAGUACAUCAAGGAGGCCGUCAAGCUGGACGACGUGGCCGUGCACUACUACAGGCUGUACAAGGACAAAAGGGAAGUGGAGGCCUCCCUGACUCUGGGGCUGACAACACGGGGCAUCCAGAUUUUCCAGAACCUGGAUGAGGAAAAGCAGCUGCUCUACGACUUCCCGUGGACAAACGUGGGGAAACUGGUUUUUGUGGUGACGCCGUCUCCAUCCGUGCCACCACUCGGGUGACAACUCCUCUGUGUGCCAGGGUGUCCCGUGCCCUCCCGGGGGCUCCGCUUUGCCCCGGGGGCCAUGGGAAUCCCGCUGAUUCCGUGCCCCCCUGCAGAGAAGAAGCAGUACCGGGAAUCCUACAUCAGCGACACGCUGGACCUGGACAUGGAGCAGCUGGAGAAGCGCUCGCGCGCCAGCGGCAGCAGCGCCGGCAGCAUCCGGCACAAGCGGCUGUCCCGGCACUCCACCGCCUCCCACAGCAGCUCCCACACCUCCGGCAUCGAGGCCGACCCCAAAGCCCGGGAGAUGGGCCCCGAGGAUGGAUUCUCCGGCGCCGGCGCCCACCGCAAGCUGAAGACCUGCAGCUCCAUGACCAGCCACGGCAGCUCCCACACCUCCGGCGUGGAGAGCGGCGGGAAGGACCGGCUGGAGGAGGAUUCCCAGGAUGACGAGAUCGAGAUGCUGGUGGAUGACCCCCGGGAGCUGGAGCAGGCUGGGGAGAUGGAGGUGAGCCCCGACAUGUGCGUCUACAUCACCGAGGACAUGCUGCUGUCCCGCAAGUUCAACGGGCACUCGGGACUCAUCGUGAAGGAGAUCAGCUCCUCCACCUCCAGCUCCUCGGAGACGGUGGUGAAGCUGCGGGGGCAGAGCACCGAUUCCCUACCCCAGACGACGUGCAGGAAACCCAAGACGUCGACGGACCGGCACAGCCUGAGCCUGGACGACAUCCGGCUCUACCAGAAGGACUUCUUGCAGCUGGCCAACCUGUGCCAGGACACGGCGCAGAGCUUCACCUUCGGCUGCGCCCACGGCCUGGACGAGGACGGGCUCUACUGCAACGGCUGCCUGGCCCAGCAGUGCAUCAACAUCCAGGACACCUUCCCGGUGAAAAGAACCAGCAAAUACUUCUCCUUGGAUCUGACCCACGACGAAGUCCCCGAGUUCGUGGUCUGAGCGUGGGGAGGCUCCGAGGCCGCCUUCCCCCAGCCCUGCCCCGCUCCCCGCGAGCCACGGGAAGCGUGGUGCUGGAGGAUUUAUCCGGAUCAGGGGCGGGAUGGGGCACGGAGAGCAUUCCCAGAGGAGUUUGUGCCAAACACAAGUUGUCUUAUUCCGACUGGCCGGAGCACGGCUCGGUCGGAGCCGGCAGAAGCCCAGCCGAGUUUUCUCGUGGCGAGGUGGCCUCUCCCCCUCCUUGCCCCCAGGUGACUCUGGGGUGGCUGGAAAGUGCCAGACUGUCGUGUUCAAGCCAAGCCAAAGAAAUGUAAAUAACCCUAAAGGCCAGUAUGGGAAGGGAGAAUUAAGCAAUAACCAGCCGGGGAUCUCCGGGCACGGUGAUGUUCCAUGGAGGAAGGCACGGCCAGCAGCUCCUGGGGCAGAGCAUGAUCCCAGUUUUUCCAAAAAAAACACGUGCUGGAGGUCAGCCCACAGCAGUCCCAGCCAGGUGGAUGAUGGCUGGAAGCUCUCAGAGCCAUUUGCAACUUAUUUUUUAUCUUUUUCUUUUCUAGUUUUGUUUUUUUUUGGGGGGGAGCAAAACCCCAAAACCAAAAAAAAAGAAAAAACAACCAAAAAUCCCCAACCCCCCAAAAAAAAAGAGGAAGCAAUGGAGGAUGGAAAAUAAUAAAUCCCCAAUAAGGAUAAUGCAAUAAUGCAUCCCAAACAUUGAAUAUCUAGAGGAUACAUAUAUAAAUAUAUCGAGCUAUGUAUGUUUAUAUAUGUCUGGAUCUUAUAGACCCAUUUGCAUUUUAUCCCUGCUCUGAAACACCUUUUAUACAAAGGAUCUGCCUCUUUUCUUUCACAAACUCUUAUCAAGAAUCCUGAUUUUUUUUUUCCUAAGCACUAAGGUGAGAAAACAGACUUUCCUCUCGAGGAGAACGUGCAUCCAACCGCCUCGUCCGUGUGGCUCUUCCCGCUGCAUUUCUCUUCUCCCAAGGCUUUUUCAUGCGUCUUUAGGUGUCUUACAGCUGGAAAAAAUCCUGCCAGAGGAUGGUGGUGAUGUGCUAGGAAAAUCCAGGGGUGGUUUCUGAGCGUGUCCCAGGGAAGGCAGCCAGCCCAGGUGGAAUAUUUGCCGUCGGUGAAGCGUUGCAGAGUUAAUUAUCACAGCACAAUGCCUUUGUAGUGGAUGUUUUUAAUUAGAGUUUA